Molecule: messenger RNA, 3303 nt
Organism: Tilletiaria anomala UBC 951
Lineage: Eukaryota; Fungi; Basidiomycota; Exobasidiomycetes; Georgefischeriales; Tilletiariaceae
Product: glycoside hydrolase family 30 protein
Exons: 9
Coding region: 1-3303 (1100 amino acids)
Biological process (GO): glucosylceramide catabolic process
Molecular function (GO): glucosylceramidase activity
Source: RefSeq, a predicted model, not a curated record
AUGACGACUUCCUUGCUCAAGAUCUGCCAGCUGCUGCUGCUCCUCAGCAGCUACCAAGCCCACUUCAUCGCCGCAAAGUCCCAAUGGGAUGUACGCGCGGCAGUGAGCCCUGAUACUAGCUCAAACGUAAAACCAGCCAAUGCCGCGCCCGCGGGCAUCGGUGCUUCUGCUUCAAUUGCGACUAAUAGCAAUACCAACGACUUCCUGCCGUUCUUCAUGAUGGAUCUCGGGCCAUUCGACUCCAACGGCGAGCCCAUCAAAUACAGUAACUUUGGAGCGGCAUACGCGCCUGGCCGCGCGGAAAAGGACACAAAGUGCGUCGUUGAUUCAUGCAGGCAGCAAAUGAAGGGGCAGCCUCAGCCCCAGUCUGGGCCUCAGGGUGCAGGCAUCUCCCCUGCUCAGCCACAGAAGCAGGAGGAUGCAGUGGCUGGGAACCAGGACGCAGCCCUAGCUGGUGCAGCAUCCCGAGCAAGCUCCCAAGCCCUGGCCACGCACAGACUCAAGGGUGCUGCCAAAGCUGGUGCAAAAGCAAAAUCGAAGGCUCCUUCUGGCGGCUCGCUGAACGCACAUACACAAGUUCCGGGCACUGCUCCUGCUGGUGCUGCCCUGGUCGGGUCCCACGUCCUAGCCACCUAUGGGGUUUACGGACAACAAAAUGCCGGCACAAUGAUAAACACAAACCCAAACGCACGAGGCCCCGGCAAUGCAAAUGCACACGGUGGCGCAACGGCAUCUGGCCCGCGUGUCCUCGCCAGUUACGGUCUGAAAGGACAGGCAAGCAAGGGCAACGGCAACGGCAAGGGUAAGGGCAGCGGCAAGAGUAAGGGUAAGGGUAAGGGCACCAGUAGCGGCAUGAACGUGGCCGGUAAUGCUGUUGGGACGAACAAGAUUGUUCAGGCUGCGGCGGUGGGUGCCGGCGGCACCAGCGCUGGCGGAGCUGCUGGUGCGGGCAUGGCGAUCGCGGCUCAACACCAGCAGCAGAAGCAGUUCGAGCUCUGGCACAGAUGCCAGCGCGCAGGCCCUUCAGAGGAGGAAACAAAAGCAGAGUCAACUGGUGGCGCAGUCAUGGGCGGCACGUAUGCUCAAUCACAGUCGGGCACUGGGGCAUCGUCAGGCUCAGGAUCCCGCGCUGGCAGCCCCAGAAACUCACCCUCAAGCUCCUCUUCAUCCCCUUCAAUAGGCAUGCAUGAACUCAACACCGUGUUCAAGUCUGGCUACGAAGCCGGUCUGCGCGCCGCCGCCAAGCUCACGAGCGACUCUUCCGGGGUUUCGGGUGCUUCCUCCAGUUCCAGCCCAUUCUCCGGCGCUGGCUCAUUGCCCCAUGCAACAUCGGCAUCGACAAGAUCAUCCGGGUCACAGGCAGGCUCGACACACGGCUCGUCAGGAGCUGCUAGCGGCGGAGAACAUCCUGUAUCGAGUGGACAUUCGUCGCUGGCAGCGAACGGUGGACUUACCGUCGAAGACGCUGACGAAGACGACGAGGAUGAAAACACGCCCGCCUACAACGCCGCCCUAGCCCUAGCGGCAGUUCCGCAUCCGCGUCGUCUCAAGCAGGCGUGCUGGCCUUCUAAGGCGCAGCUGCGGAUUGGCUCCAAUGGAUCCGGCGGCUCGUAUAUUGGUGCUGCUCACGGUGGUGUAAACAGUUGCAACAUAGGUGCGGCAAGCAGCGUCCAAAACAGCAGUGGUAAUUCCAGCAGCAACAUGCCAGCGCAAUCCUCCAAUCUUCCGGAAAAUUCUGGCAUAAGCGCCGCCACGAUGAAAUGGUUCCACAAGAUCUUCCGCAAGCCGCUCGCCGAUAUCUUACCGUUCUUGCUCGUUGACUUCGAGCGUCAGGGCUUGCUCAAGAAUCCGCACGAGGCGCAACCCUCCACAUCUCGUUCGGUACAGCACCGUGUCGCUGGCGCUGGCUUCAAAGCUCAGAUGCAGCAGAUGCAGAAGCGGUAUGUCCCGCAGCAAUACCCGAUGAAGAUGAGAGGUAAGGCGGAUAAAGGUAAAGGAAAGGGACAGAAGGCCAAAGGCACAAGCGUGACUCAAGGAGCACGGGGUUCUGGUGGAGCGCCUGUCGCUGCUGCGUUGCCAGCAGCAGCAGCAACAGCCGAGGUUGAGAGUGCACAGGGAAGCAUGGCCUAUUUAACAACGGAAGAUAUGACCGCUGAAAAUGGCUGGACCGUUCUCCAAGGGAAACAAGCCUUCGUGCCUGGGUCUGGCAAGGCGCCAGGUGGCACCGCCAAUGUUGUGAUCGAUCUGCAAAAGACGUACCAACGCAUGGAUGGAGCAGGGGUAGCACUUACCGAUGCGGCCGCUCAGGUUCUGCAAGGCCUCAAGGAAUAUAAUCCGCAGAACUACCAGCAUGCGCUGCAGGACAUUUUUGCUGGUCCGACUGGCCUCACCAUCCUGCGUAUCCCGAUCGGUGCCACAGACUUUAGCAGUGAUCCAGCUUAUUCGCUUGCCGACCAGCCGCUUUUAAGCGGCAUGGCAAAGAUCAGCUCGGUUUUUACAUUCGGUAUUGUCCACUCCACCAUCAUGCCCGUCUUGCAAGAUAUUCUGACGAUCAACCCCAGUGUUAAGAUCGUCCUGACCAGCUGGAGCGCUCCCGCCCUCAAGCAUGGUAUGCAAAAUCUGUACGCCGCGUACCUCGCCCAUGCCGUCGCCUCAUACCAGAAGGCAGGUAUCGUACCAUGGGCGCUGACUGUGCAAAACGAGCCGGCGUUCCAGGGCUCGUACCCGAGCAUGAUCGUACAGCCGCAAGAAGAGAACCAAAUCGCUGGCGCGCUGCGCCGCCUGCUGCCCGAAGGCGUCAAGCUGCUCGUACACGACCACAUCUUUAACUAUCCGCAGAGCGCCACUGCAGCCGUGCUUACGAGCCCAGCCAAUGUCGACGGCGUCGCGUGGCACUGCUACGCCGGCAACCCAGAGCAGAGCCAGCAGACGCAGCAGGCCUUGGCGAAAGCCGGACAGGGCAACAAGGAGUUCCACCUGACUGAAUGCAGUGCGACGGUUCCGAAUUCUGGCAUGUGGGAAGGGAUGAAGUGGUGGUUGGCCAAUCUAAUGUUCGGGCUGCCGCAGUACGGGGUGCAAUCGAUCGUUUCGUGGAACCUCGCCCUUGACCAGAAAAAUGGCCCGCUCCUCAAGACGGCGCCGUGCAAGAAUUGUCAGGGUUUGCUGACCAUCAACGGGGCGCAGGUCAAGCGCAACUUUGUCUGGUUCUUCUCGCGCCACUUUGCGACGGCGACAUUCUGCAACGCGGUGCGCGUCGACUCGAAAGUGUCGCUACAGUCGGCCAAGUGUCUCUCAAGGCGCUAG